This is a messenger RNA of Archocentrus centrarchus (flier cichlid), 7544 nucleotides long. It is a transcript of the gene ckap5, whose product is annotated as cytoskeleton associated protein 5. The transcript has 44 exons. The record is from RefSeq and is a predicted model, not a curated record. Gene Ontology annotation, molecular function: microtubule plus-end binding; microtubule plus end polymerase activity. Bases 197 to 6358 code for a protein of 2053 amino acids. Lineage: Eukaryota; Metazoa; Chordata; Actinopteri; Cichliformes; Cichlidae. Gene Ontology annotation, biological process: spindle organization; establishment or maintenance of microtubule cytoskeleton polarity; microtubule polymerization.
GUCUGUUUUAUUUUGAACCGGAAGUUGUGUUGAAUCUUCUCUGUGGCAGAAGCAGCACUUGUAUAAAACUCGGCUGGACCCCGCUGUAGUGAUCUCAUUAUCAACCUCAUCAGACUGGCGAACGAGCAUCUUAUUUUCUCUUAGAGACGCAAACAGCAGUGUACCUUUGGGGAAGCUCAGCCCCUGGCCAGCCACCAUGGGGGACGAUAGUGAGUGGAUGAAGCUCCCGAUCGAUCAGAAAUGUGAACACAAGGUGUGGAAAGCCCGUCUGAAUGGUUAUGAAGAAGCCUUGAAAUUGUUUCAGAGAAUAGAAGAUGAAAAGAGUCCAGAGUGGGGGAAGUACUUGGGACUGAUUAAGAAAUUUGUCACAGACUCUAAUGCUGUGGCUCAGCUCAAAGGUCUGGAGGCAGCCCUUGCCUUCAUUGAGAAUGCCCAUGUUGCCGGAAAAACAACAGGUGAAGUAGUGUCUGGUGUGGUGACCAAAGUGUUCAACCAGCCGAAAGCACGGGCCAAAGAGCUCGGCAUGGACAUCUGCCUUAUGUACAUUGAGAUCGAGAAGGCCGACGUGGUUCAGGAUGAGCUGCUUAAAGGACUGGACAACAAGAACCCCAAGAUAAUUGUGGCCUGCAUUGAGACGCUCAGAAAGGCUCUCAGUGUGUUUGGAUCAAAGAUAGUAACAUUGAAGCCAGUAGUGAAGGUUUUACCCAAACAAUUUGAGUCCAGAGAGAAAGCGGUGAGAGAUGAAGCCAAGAUGCUUGCAGUUGAGAUCUACAAGUGGAUCAGAGAUGCUCUGAGACCUUCGCUGCAGAACAUUAAUUCUGUACAGCUCAAGGAGCUAGAGGAGGAGUGGGUGAAGCUAUCGUCAUCUCCUCCCAAGCAGACCCGCUUCCUACGCUCCCAGCAGGACAUGAAAGCAAAGUUUGAGCAACAACAGGCUCAAGGAGGAGAACAGUCAGAUGGAGAUGAUGAUGAGGAGGAAAUGGCAGUGGCAGUGGAUCCUUAUGAGCUGCUGGAGCCUGUAGAGAUUCUGUCCAAGAUGCCCAAAGACUUCUAUGAGAAAAUUGAAGCUAAGAAGUGGCAGGAACGAAAAGAGGCACUGGAAGCUGUUGAGGCUUUGACCAAGAACCCUAAACUAGAGAACGGAGACUAUGGCGACCUUGUCAGAGCCCUGAAAAAGGUUGUGGGGAAAGAUGCUAAUGUGAUGCUGGUUUCAAUGGCAGCCAAAUGCCUGGCUGGACUGGCUGCUGGUCUCAGGAAGAAGUUUGGAACAUAUGCAGGACAAGUGGUUCCAACCAUUCUGGAUAAGUUUAAGGAAAAGAAGCCACAGGUUGUCCAGGCCCUGCAAGAGGCCGUUGAUGCCAUCUUUCUCACUACAACUUUCCAGAACCUGUCGGAGGACAUCCUGGCUGUGAUGGACAAUAAGAACCCUUCUAUUAAGCAGCAGGCCUCUCUGUUUCUGGCCCGCUCCUUUAGACACUGCACACAGGCCACGCUGCCCAAGAGCAUACUCAAGCCUUUCUGUGCUGCUCUCAUCAAGCAAGUGAAUGACUCUGCCCCAGAGGUACGUGAUGCUGCCUUUGAAGCUCUGGGGACUGCCAUGAAAGUUGUGGGAGAGAAAGCUGUUAACCCUUUCCUGACUGACUUGGAUAAACUCAAACUGGAUAAGAUUAAGGAGUGUGCUGAUAAAGUGGAGCUUUCUGGAGGGAGGAAGGGUGCAGGAGGAGGUGGCAAGGUGGAGAAGAAGGCUGCAGCUAAAGCCACUCUCCCUGCUGAAGCUGUACCCAAAUCCUCUGUUCCGUCUAAGACCCAGAGUUCUGCCAACAAGCCAUCAGCAGGGCCAUCUAAGAAAGGCAAGCCAGCGCAUGCAGCUGGUACCAAAACCAAGAAGUCCUCUGACAGUAAAGAAUUCACUGAGUCUGAACUUUCGCCUGAGGUGUGUGAGGACUUGGCUGCAGGGGUACUUCCUGCUUCCUGUCUAGAACAGCUGGAUUCUGCCAACUGGAAGGAGAGACUGGCCAGUAUGGAGGAUUUCCAAAGGGCUGUUGAGACAAUGGAUAAGGCUGCAAUGCCCUGCCAGGCCUUAGUCAGGAUGUUGGCCAAGAAACCAGGCUGGAAGGAGACCAACUUCCAGGUAAUGCAGAUGAAACUGCAUAUUGUGGCUCUCAUCGCUCAGAGGGGACAGUUUUCCAAGACAUCAGCCUCUGUAGUUUUGGAUGGCUUGGUGGAUAAGGUUGGCGACAUCAAGUGUGGCGGAAAUGCCAAAGAAGGAUUGACUGCUAUCGGAGUGGCCUGCUCACUGCCGUGGACUGCAGAACAGGUUGUAUCUAUGGCAUUUGCCCAGAAAAAUCCCAAAAACCAGGCAGAGACUCUCAACUGGCUGGCUAAUGCUAUGAAGGAGUUUGGCUUUGCAGGUAUUAAUGUGAAAGGUUUCAUCAACAAUGUGAAGACGGCUCUCAGAGCAACCAACCCCGGUGUUAGGACAGCGGCCAUCACUCUGCUGGGAGUUAUGUACCUGUACAUGGGAGCGCCACUACGCAUGUUCUUUGAAGAUGAGAAGCCUGCUCUCCUCACACAGAUAGAUGCUGAAUUUGAGAAGAUGCAGGGUCAGUCACCACCAGCACCGAUCAGGUUCACCAAAAAGGCAGCAGCAGAGGAAGAGGGUGAUGAUGGUGAUGAGCAGGAUGAAGAUGCUGGAGCUGGAGGUGGAGGACAGGACAUCAUGGACCUACUGCCUCGAACUGAUAUCAUUGACAAGAUUACAUCAGACCUGGUGUCUAAAAUUGGAGAUAAGAACUGGAAGAUCAGAAAGGAGGGUCUGGAUGAGGUUGCAGCCAUCAUUUCAGAGGCCAAGUUCAUCAUGGCUAACAUCGGAGAGCUGCCUCUGGCCCUGAAAGGACGACUCAGUGACUCCAACAAGAUCCUGGUGCAGCAGACUCUGACUAUUCUGCAGCAGCUGGCUACAGCCAUGGGACCUGGACUUAAACAGCACGUCAAAGCGCUGGGAAUCCCCAUUAUAACUGUUCUGGGAGACAGCAAGCCUAAUGUGAGGGCAGCUGCUAUGACCACGCUUCAGGCCUGGGUGGAGCAGACUGGGAUGAAGGACUGGCUGGAGGGAGAAGAUCUCUCUGAGGAACUAAAGAGGGAGAAUCCCUUCCUGCGACAGGAGGUGCUGAGCUGGUUAGCAGAAAAGUUGCCCACCCUGAGGACAGUUCCAGGUGAUCUAAUGCUAUGUGUCCCUCAACUUUAUGCCUGCCUGGAGGACCGAAACGGAGAUGUGAGGAAGAAGGCUCAAGAUGCCCUGCCUACCUUUAUGAUGCAUCUUGGCUAUGACAAGAUGAACAAAGCCACCGGGAAACUCAAACCUGCCUCUAAAGAUCAAGUGGUAUCCAUGUUGGAAAAGGCCAGAGGACUGAUGCCAGCUAAACCUGCGGCUCCAGCCAAAACAGGGGGAGGGAAAGGAUCUGCAGAGCCAAGCAGAGCUGUUUCAGCCUCCAGGUCUCUCCUACCUAGUGAGGACCUCAUCAAUGGUAAACCUGAAGUUAAAAAAGUCAAAGGGGGAAUGGCUGCUAAGAAGCCUCCCUCCCCUAAUGAGGAACCUCUUCCUCCCCCCUCUUCCAAGGACAAGGACAAUAAUGGUAGUAAAAAGCCUCCCAGCAAAGGGAAGGCUGCUUCUGGCAGUCAACAGGGUGCUGCUGGUAAGAAACCUAUGUCCAAAGGUCUGAAGGAUGAUGAAGAUAAGUCUGGGCCAAUCUUCAUCCUUAUCCCCAAUGCUAAGGAGCAGAGGAUCAAAGAGGAGAAGCAACUUAAGAUUUUGAAGUGGAACUUCAUCACCCCUCGAGAUGAAUAUUUGGAGCAGCUGAAAACCCAAAUGUCCACCUGUUUUGCAAAGUGGCUGCAAGAAGAGCUGUUCCACUUUGACUUCCAAAGACAUGUCAAGGCCAUAGGAGUCAUGAUUGAGAGGUUGGAGAGUGAGAGUGAAGCCACCAUUAGCUGUCUGGACCUGAUUCUGAAGUGGUUUACCCUGCGGUUCUUUGACACCAACACUACAGUCCUGAUGAAGGUGCUGGAGUAUCUUAAGUUGCUGUUUGGCAUGCUGAAUAGAGAGAACUACCACCUGACGGAGUAUGAGGCAAACUCCUUUGUCCCCUACCUUGUACUCAAGGUUGGAGAAUCAAAGGAUGUGGUUCGCAAAGAUGUUCGGGCUAUCCUGACCAUGCUGUGUAAGGUUUAUCCAGCCUCCAAGGUCUUCCCUUUCCUCAUGGAUGGAACAAAGUCCAAAAACUCCAAACAGAGAGCUGAAUGUCUGGAGGAGUUAGGUUGUUUGAUAGAGGGCUAUGGAAUGAACGUAUGCCAACCCACUCCAGCUAAGUCUCUGAAAGAGAUUGCUGUGCACAUUGGUGACAGAGACACAUCUGUACGCAAUGCUGCCCUCAACACUGUGGUAGCUGUCUACAAUGUCUGCGGGGACCAGGUCUACAAGCUCAUAGGAAAUUUGUCAGAAAAGGACAUGAGCAUGCUAGAGGAGAGAAUAAAGCGAUCAGCAAAGAAGGCACCCAUAACUCUGGCCAAACAGACGACAACAGAGAGGUCUCAGAGGGAGCACCCAACAAACCCCAAUGCCACCUUUCUCCGCAAGCCUGCACAGGAAGACCCCAACAAGCUCAACCAAGCACGUCAGAAUCCACAGCACAGCGAGUCCUUGCAUCCGUCCAUCCCCAAGGAGUUCCAAUUAGACCUGGACAUGAUUGAGAUGGACCAGGGUAGAGUGUGUGAGUUGCCGGACCUUGUCCAACACAAGCUGGAUGAGCUGCUGGAGCCCAUCAUGAUACCUGAACCCAAGAUACGAUCGGUCUCACCGCACUUUGAUGAACUGCAUAAUAGCACCGCUUCCACCAUCAACUUUGUCAUCUCUCAGGUGGCGAGUGGUGACAUAAACACCAGCAUCCAGGCACUGGCACAGAUUGAUGAGGUGCUACGGCAGGAGGACAAAGCAGAAGUCAUGUCGGGACACAUCGAUCAGUUUCUCAUUGCUACCAUCAUGCAGCUGAGGCUUAUCAACAGCACACACAUGGCUGACGACCGGGUGGAUAAAAAGGACAUCAUCAAGCUGUACAGCUGCAUCAUAGGAAACAUGCUGUCUCUGUUCUCUAUGGAGUCCCUGGCCAGAGAGGCAUCUAUGGGUGUGCUGAAGGACCUGAUGCAUGGUCUGAUAACACUGAUGCUGGACAGCAGAGUGGAGGAUAUAGAAGAUGGAACGCAGGUCAUCAGGUCCGUCAACCUGCUCGUAAUCAGAGUCCUGGAGAAGUCUGACCAGACCAACAUGAUCAGUGCUCUGCUGGUGUUGCUUCAGGAUACACUGGUCUCGACAGCCGGUUCCCCCAUGGUCUCCGAGCUGGUCAUGAAAUGUUUGUGGAGGGUCAUCCGCUUCCUCCCAGAGACCAUCAACAACAUCAACCUGGAUCGGAUCCUGCUGGACGUCCACAACUUCAUGAAGGUUUUCCCCAAAGAGAAACUGAAGCAGCUUAAGAGUGAUGUCCCACACAGAACCCUCAAGACACUGUUACACACACUGUGCAAGCUCACUGGGGCCAAGAUCCUAGACCACCUGUCGAUGAUUGAGAAUCGUAAUGACUCUGAGUUGGAGGCCCAUCUGAGGCGGGUGGUCAAACACUCUGGAAACCUGGCGGGACUUAAGAGUGACCGAAGUAAUGAGAAGAGUGGACCGCGCACAGAUGAUCGGAUGUCAAAGGCAAAGGUCAGCGAUAUUCUGUCUGAAAUCUUCAAGAAGAUUGGCUCCAAGGAGAACACUAAAGAGGGUUUGACAGAGUUGUAUGAGUAUAAACAGAAGUACUCGGAUGCAGACCUGGAGCCCUUCCUCAAAAACACAUCACAGUUCUUCCAGAGCUAUGUGGAGCGAGGCCUUCGCAUGAUCGAGUCUGAGCGAGAGGGCAAAACUCGAAUCCAGACCUCAGCAGUGAUCCCUCAGCAUGGUGUGGAGUCCAGUCUGAGCAGCAACAAUGAAGAGCUGAAACCAGCUGUUUACUAUGAAAGACUGAAGAUUCUCAGACAGAGACAAGGCCUGGAAAACACUUCCAGGCAGCAGGGUGUCGGGGGGAGCGAGGAUGAGCCUCAGCAGCGACCCACCAUCUCCUCCCUGCUGUCCUCAAAGCCAUCGGUGGCAUCGUCCACCGACAUGCUCCAAAGCAAGCUGUCACAGCUCAAAGAGUCACGGGAGCUGUACCAGCAAGAGCACAACAUGCACUCCCCGACACAUGCACACACCCGCUCAGCUUUACCAGCAGCCAACCUGGAUGACCUGAAGAAACGCCUGGAGAGGAUAAAGAGCAAACGGCAGUGAAGCGGGAGCACCACCUCAUCUCAUCCAUUAAUCCUAUGGAGUUCAGCUGGUAGUAAGAAAUGCAGCAACCACCUUUUUAACUCAUGCUGUUUUUAUAUUUAUGUUGUGUGGAGGGAAAGAAAAAGGACACUGGAGCCCACCUCACUCCUGACUCCACCCACUGUGCCUAUAUGUUGUUAGAAAUCAAACACACCCUGUAGGACCAGAAACCAUCCAGGUGUUUUUAGCUAGUUACAGUAUCAGACAGUGAGUCAUUGUUCAUCAGUGAAAAGCUGAAGAGUCCUUGAACAAAAUGAGAGUGGUGGUAUUGGUAUUGUCAUUCUUGUUCUCGUUGCUAGAAGAUCAGGAUCACAGCAUUUUUUCUGUUAAAGCCUUCUCUUUGCCCUCUCUGUACACUCUUCACUGUAUUAUGAUACUCCCUCAGUCACCUGCCUCCUCAUUUCUUUGUACUUGUUGAACAAUUCAACAAUUAAAAGGCACUUCUGAAGGAAGAAGGAUCUGGUUUGUUCUCUGGUGUUUUGUGACCUUCCAUGUGUUACCAAGUGGUUUUUGAUUUGACCUUUGUUGUGACAGGAAAAGCAAAGAUCUAACAAAGAAAGCAGAUCCAGACUUUGGAAUAGGGCUCAAACUACCAGGCGUUUAUUCAGCUGCAGGUUUUCUCAAUUUAACUGGAAAAAACAGUUUACAACUUAAAAAUCACAAUCAUACACUCUAAUUGUUCUGAAUCCCAAAAGUAUUCACUACACGUGAGAACCAGCCAGUCGAUUAAUUGCUGCUGCUCUGGUUUUCUACACUGAAUGGAACGGAGACUUAAUUUUAGUGAUUCCACCUCUGCUUUUUCUGUUGUAUCCUGCUCCAAUAUUAAAAAGUCCCGAAGCUUUCAGACCCAGAGAAAAAAAUUGUUUCUAUUGUGGAAGACACAAAGUGGCUACUGAGAAUUUUUCUUACAUGUGUGCAGAUGUCAGUCUUUGCAUUGGGUUGACAUUGGGCUGUAAAUACUCUCUGUAAAGUCCUCCUAACACAUCUUUUCACUUAUUAAACCACAGCCAUGGAGCCAGACUAGAGUCAACAUGGCCUCUACUGUAAAGCGCAUUGACCUCACUCGAUUGUGUUUGUAGGCUUGAGGAGCAUGGCAUGAACCUGUGAUUUUUAUUUUAUUCUGUAAAUAAAGUUUGCAUCAGUAAAA